Molecule: messenger RNA, 2504 nt
Organism: Peromyscus maniculatus bairdii (prairie deer mouse)
Lineage: Eukaryota; Metazoa; Chordata; Mammalia; Rodentia; Cricetidae
Source: RefSeq, a predicted model, not a curated record
AUGUGUGAGGAGCUGAAGGAACGGCUUGCCAAGUGUCAUGGCACGCAGUGUGGAUUCUGCAGCCCUGGCAUGGUGAUGUCCAUCUACACGCUGCUCAGGAACCACCCGGAGCCGACACCUGAUCAGAUCACUGAGGCACUUGGAGGUAACUUGUGCCGAUGUACUGGAUACCGACCAAUUGUAGAAAGUGGGAAAACGUUCUCACCGGGAGCUACUGUUUGCCAAAUGAAAGGAUCUGGAAAAUGCUGCAUGGAUCCAGAUGAAACGUCUUUUGUGAGCAGAGAGGAAAAAAUGUGUACCAAACUGUAUGAUGAAGAUGAGUUCCAGCCCCUGGAUCCAUCCCAGGAACCUAUAUUCCCUCCUGAACUGAUCAGAAUGGCCGAAGAUCCCCAUAAGAGGAGGCUGACAUUCCAAGGGGCGAAGACCACCUGGUUCAUGCCGGUGACCUUGAAAGACCUUCUGGAACUCAAAGCCAGCUACCCCAAAGCCCCACUGGUCAUGGGGAACACCGCAGUGGGACCCAGUAUUAAAUUUAAAGGCGAAUUCCAUCCAGUUUUUAUAUCCCCACUUGGGCUUCCAGAACUGAACUUUGUGGAAAGCACAGACAAAGGGGCAACAGUAGGGGCAGCAUACAGCCUGGCACAGUUGAAAGAUGCCCUGGAUUUUCUGGUUUCGGAGCAACCAAAGGAGAAAACCAAGACCUACCACGCCCUCCUGAAUCAUCUGAGGACACUUGCAGGGCCCCAGAUUAGGAAUAUGGCUACUUUAGGAGGGCACGUGGUGAGCCGGCCUAACUUUUCUGACCUCAACCCCAUUUUGGCAGCAGGAAAUGCUACCAUCAAUGUGGUAUCUAAAGAAGGAGAACAGCAGAUUUCUUUAAAUGGCGCUUUCCUUGAGGAGUUACCUGAGGCCAACUUGAAGCCAGAGGAGGUGGUGGUGUCUGUUUCCAUCCCUUACACUACCCAGUGGCACUUUGUGGCAGGACUCCGUCUGGCCCAGCGUCAGGAAAAUGCCUUCGCCAUUGUCAAUGCUGGUAUGAGUGUGGAGUUUGAAGAAGGUACAGACACAAUCAAGGGUCUUCAGAUGUUCUUUGGGAGUGUUGCCCGCACUGUGGUCUCUGCAAGGAAAACCUGCCAGCAGCUCAUUGGGAGGCACUGGGACGACCAGAUGCUGAGUGACGCCUGCCGGUGGGUUCUGGAGGAGAUCCGCAUCCCACCGGCGGCUGAGGGCGGCAUGGUGGAGUACCGACGGACCCUCAUCAUCAGCUUGCUCUUCAAAUUCUACCUCAAAGUGCGCCGGUGGCUGAACAGAAUGGUAAAGGGCUUCUCCGGCCCCAGGGUGCCUGGGUCUGUGCACAAGGAACAUGCCCUGCUGCUGAGAACUUGCCGUGAGUGGGCCAGGGGUGGGGCCCUGCGGCUCCCCGGUCCUUCUCCCCUCGGUCCGGGUCUCAGAAGGGAGCGGCCAUGCUCUCGGGAUAAACUGUCUUGGCAGGGUGUAGACCUCCGGCAGCCCCUGCAAGACCCAGUCGGGCGUCCCAUCAUGCAUCAGUCUGGCAUUAAACACGCCACAGGGGAGGCAGUCUUUUGUGAUGAUAUGUCUGCCUUGGCAGGAGAACUCUUCCUGGCCGUGGUAACCAGCAGCAGGCCACACGCUAGAAUCAUUUCCCUCGACGCCUCUGAGGCCUUGGCAUCCCCUGGUGUGGUUGAUGUGAUAACAGCUCAAGAUGUUCCUGGUGACAAUGGCAGAGAAGAAGAAAGCCUGUAUGCACAGGAUGAGGUGAUUUGUGUGGGUCAGAUCGUUUGUGCCGUGGCUGCUGAUACUUAUGCUCAUGCCAAGCAAGCCACAAAAAAAGUGAAGAUUGUCUAUGAAGAUGUGGAGCCUGUGAUCGUGACAGUUCAGGACGCACUGCAAUAUGAAUCAUUCAUCGGACCUGAAAAAGAACUGGAAAGAGGAAAUGUUCAGUCAGCAUUUCAAUGUGUUGAUCAAGUCCUCGAAGGGGAAGUGCACUUUGGAGGCCAGGAACAUUUUUACAUGGAGACCCAGAGCGUACGUGUGGUACCCAAGGCAGAGGAUAAAGCAAUGGAUGUAUAUGUAUCAAGCCAGGAUGCAGCAUUUGCGCAGGAAAUGGUGGCUUGCACCUUGGGCAUCCCGAAGAAUAGAAUCAACUGCCAUGUGAAGAGGGUCGGUGGAGCCUUCGGAGGGAAAGCAAGCAAGCCCGGGCUCCUGGCGGCCAUGGUGGCUGUGGCCGUGCACAAGACUGGCUGCCCAAUCCGUUUCAUUCUAGAGCGUGGGGAUGACAUGUUGAUAACCGGGGGACGUCACCCACUGCUCGGGAAGUACAAGGUGAGUGGGUAGCACAGUCACUGUACACAUGCCGCUUCGGAGGCCUGUGGCUUGCAGCUCCAGAUCUUCAGUGUGAGCACUCUGUGAAGUGAGAGAUCCCACAGAACCACCGCACUGAGGCUUUGAACGACCUUUUAAAGUCGGGGACUCUUUUUUUUUUG